CGAAAUUGCCUUUUGUCAAAGCUUAAUCCGACGGUUCUGCUUCCCUUUUUUUCCGCCAUCCGAAGCUGCAAAGAGAAUUCGCUUUUCGUUACACCAAGCAUGAGGCUUAGAUCUGAUACCGGCUUGGCCCACAUUCUCCAGUAUCUAUAUAUGCAUGCCAACACAUAAGGGUUGUACAAGAGGGAGAGGGUGAAGGAGAAGGAGAGGGAGGGAGAAGAGAAGCACAAUUAACCCGUUUGCUUUCUCAUCACUCGUCCCUUGGGCUGCAACCUUACCAUAAUCGUAUCAUCUUCGAUUUGAGGCCACCCAAUGGCUUCUGCAAUUCUAUUCAAUUGUGGGCUUUAUACUUGUUUACCCAAUGGAGGGCAUUCUCAUUCAAGGACCUUCAAUCACAAGCCCCUGCUAUCUUCCAUUCAUUCUUCUUCUUCCUUCUCUUUGUUGCGCUCUGCGGAUCACAAGCGCCCUUUCCUCAAACGAAAGGGGUUUCCCCACCGUCAUCCGCUCAUCACAAUACAUAAUGUGGCGGCGCCUCUGAGACCAACUUUGGUACCUGAGAGUGAGGAGGAGAAAAAUGGGGAAGACAGUUUUGAGCCCAGUGCACCACCACCGUUUAACUUGGCAGAGGUUAGAGCAGCCAUUCCCAAGCAUUGCUGGGUGAAGAACACUUGGAAAUCAAUGAGCUAUGUGUUGAGGGAUGUGGCGAUUGUUUUCAGUUUGGCAGCAGGAGCUGCAUAUUUCAACAAUUGGGUGACCUGGCCUAUUUAUUGGAUUGCCCAGGGAACAAUGUUUUGGGCACUUUUUGUGCUUGGCCACGAUUGUGGCCAUGGAAGCUUUUCUAACAAUCAUAAACUCAAUAGUCUGAUCGGGCAUUUGACUCAUUCUUCUAUUUUGGUACCUUAUCAUGGCUGGAGAAUCAGUCAUAGGACUCAUCAUCAGAAUCAUGGUCAUGCGGAGAAUGACGAAUCAUGGCAUCCUAUGUCCGAGAAGAUUUACAACACUUUGGAUGAAACAACAAAGAAGAUGCGGUUUACCAUUCCAUUUCCUCUCUUUGCAUAUCCUUUCUACCUGUGGGGGAGAAGUCCUGGGAAGAAAGGUUCCCAUUUUCAGCCUGAUAGUGAUCUUUUUGUUCCAACGGAGAAGAAGGAUGUUAUUACAUCAACGGUGUGCUGGACUGCAAUGGUGGCCUUACUUGCAGGACUAACAGUUUUUAUGGGUCCUGCGUUGGUGCUGAAGCUCUAUUUUAUUCCCUAUUGGAUUUUUGUAAUGUGGUUGGAUCUGGUGACAUAUCUGCAUCACCAUGGUUAUGAUGAGAAACUUCCAUGGUACAGAGGCAAGGAAUGGAACUAUCUUAGGGGAGGGCUAACCACCAUUGAUCGAGAUUAUGGUUGGAUUAACAACAUCCAUCAUGAUAUUGGAACGCAUGUUGUACAUCACUUGUUUCCUCAAAUACCUCACUACCACCUGGUGGAAGCGACUGAAGCGAUCAAGUCUGUGCUUGGGAGAUACUAUCGCGAGCCUAAGAAAUCUGGUCCUUUUCCAUUUCACUUGCUGAAGCCCCUGCUGAAGAGUAUGGCAGAGGAUCAUUAUGUUAGCAAUGAGGGAGAUGUUGUCUUCUACCAAACGGAUCCCAAACUCAGAAAAUCUGAAACAUGAUGUUGGUGCAUGCAUGAAGAUGGCAGAGUAUUGUUUAUUUAUGACAUCCAACCCCAGCUAUAUACUGACUAGUGCCCCAAGUUUUGGGUGAUUAUUAUUGUACACUUCAACAAUUUAAACGGUUGCUGGCAUGAAGGACGGCCUGAUUGGUGUCUGGUGCAUUUCACAAAGAAUAUGGAGAAGUCAAUAUAUUACUAUAUAUUGGCUUGCAGAUUUUUUUUAUAAAAAUUCAUUUUUUAUUGGCACAUUUUAAUGUCCAAAUGCUUGGAAGUUCUCAAUGAUAUCAAAAUUUGAAUGUAUUUUUCAUAUUGAAAAGUGCAUGUAAUACUAUAUAUUAUCAAUGGCUUUACAACAACAGAUCCAAUAUUGUAUUGGAACGAAGUAAGUGUCCAUGAUUCUUGAAAGUCUUUAAGGAUUUUAAAAUUUGAAGAUAUCCUUCAUGUGCUUUACAUUA
Messenger RNA from Cryptomeria japonica (Japanese cedar), 2107 nucleotides. RefSeq names its product omega-3 fatty acid desaturase, chloroplastic. The record is from RefSeq and is a predicted model, not a curated record. The coding region runs from base 310 to 1653 and encodes 447 amino acids. The transcript is spliced from 8 exons. Gene Ontology annotation, biological process: lipid metabolic process. NCBI's taxonomy places the organism in Eukaryota, Viridiplantae, Streptophyta, Pinopsida, Cupressales, Cupressaceae. Gene Ontology annotation, molecular function: oxidoreductase activity, acting on paired donors, with oxidation of a pair of donors resulting in the reduction of molecular oxygen to two molecules of water.